Camellia sinensis is the source of this 1089-nucleotide messenger RNA. The record is from RefSeq and is a predicted model, not a curated record. Lineage: Eukaryota; Viridiplantae; Streptophyta; Magnoliopsida; Ericales; Theaceae.
AUGGUGGAUACGGAUUACAAGAAGGCAAGAAAGUUUGAAGGUGGGUUACAGACUGCUAUUCUCGACCAAAUUAAUGUGUUGAAACUACCUACGUAUGUAGAUGUGUUGCAAAGGGCAGUGAUUGCUGAAGGUAAUGUUGCCGCUCAAAGCCGGGUCUCGGAAUGGAGAGGGAAAAGACAGAAUAUUCAAACCUCAAGGGGCUCAGUGACACCGCCAAGUAAGAAGUUGAAUUCAAGAACUUCUAGUAUAUCUGCCUCUACUUGUGACUCUGCACCAAUUUGUCUGGAUUGUGGAAAUAGACACCGUGGGAUUUGUUACCGAGUAACAGGGGCAUGCUUCAAGUGUGGAAAGACAGGUCACUUAGCCAGAGAAUGUCCACAAAAGAAUCGACAGAAUGGGAAUAGAACCACCGCAAGUUCAGUUGGAUCAACCUCUAUCCCAACUACAAAGACAGCUACGAAACCCACCAACACUCAAGAUACCACCAAACAAGGAAGGGUGUUUGCGCUAAUUCCGGGCGAUGUACAAAAUACUGAGGAUGUGGUAUCAGGUACAUUUUCUGUUAAUGGUUAUUCUGCACAUGUGUUAUUUGACUCGGGCUCUACCCAUUCUUCUGUAUCAAAAGCAUUUGCUAGCCAUUUAAAUAGGCCAAGGGAAUCACUACCUUAUGUUUUGUGUGUGUCCUCACCAACGGGGGAGUCCAUAGUAUGUGCAUCUAUUUAUUUUGCAUGUGAAAUCCUAAUUGAGGAUGUUAGGGUAGAUGCCAACUUGUUGCCUCUUGAUAUGACUUAUUUUGACAUAAUUCUAGGGAUGGAUUGGUUAAGCAAGUAUCACGCGACUAUAGAUUGUGUCUCGAAGCAAGUUACUUUCCAACUCCCAGGACAAUCUGAGUUUGUUUUUAAGGGCCAGAGGGUAGUUUCCCCACCCUACUUGAUUUUUGCAAUGAAGGCAUGUAAGUUAUUACAAAAGGGUUGUCAGGGGUAUUUGUGUAGUAUUUUGGAUGAACAACCAGUGAAUGGGGGCAUUGAUACAAUUCCAAUUGUGCGGGAUUUCCGGAUGUUUUUCCAGAAGAGUUACCAGGAGAGCUAG